This is a messenger RNA of Myxocyprinus asiaticus (Chinese sucker), 1817 nucleotides long. RefSeq names its product claudin-like protein ZF-A89. Gene Ontology annotation, molecular function: structural molecule activity. Gene Ontology annotation, cellular component: bicellular tight junction; plasma membrane. The coding region runs from base 85 to 714 and encodes 209 amino acids. The transcript has a single exon. Gene Ontology annotation, biological process: bicellular tight junction assembly; cell adhesion. NCBI's taxonomy places the organism in Eukaryota, Metazoa, Chordata, Actinopteri, Cypriniformes, Catostomidae. The record is from RefSeq and is a predicted model, not a curated record.
GAAGGUACAGUACAGCAGUCAUUAUUCAAAUUAACAGCAGAGCAAACACCUCUAAGCAGGUGAAGCCAAACCGAAGAGAAGAAAAUGGUGUCCAUGUGUCGGCAGAUUCUCGGCCUGUCUCUAGGUUUAAUUGGCUUCCUCGGAGCUAUCGUGAUUUGUGCCCUUCCUAUGUGGAAGGUGACGGCAUUCAUCGGGGCCAAUAUCGUGACCGCGCAGAUCAUCUGGGAGGGCUUGUGGAUGAACUGUGUGAUGCAGAGCACUGGACAGAUGCAGUGCAAGAUCUAUGACUCGCUCUUGGCCUUGCCCCAGGACCUACAGGCCGCUCGGGCGCUCUUGAUCAUCGCCAUCAUCGUCUGCUUCUUUGCAAUCAUCCUGGGAAUUGCCGGUGGGAAAUGCACCAACUUUGUGGAGAAGGAAGACACAAAGGCAAAGGUGGCGAUCGCCAGUGGUGUCAUCUUCAUUGUGGCAGGAGUGCUGGUCCUGGUCCCCGUCUGUUGGUCGGCUAACACCAUCAUCAGGGACUUCUACAAUUCCAUGCUCUCCGAUGCCCAGAGGAGGGAGAUGGGGGCUUCGCUUUACAUCGGCUGGGGUGCAGCUGCAUUGUUGAUCCUUGGAGGAGGUAUACUAUGUAGCUCCUGCCCACCCAAGGAAGACAACUACGGGGUCAAGUACUCUCAACCACGGUCCGUUGCCACCAGCAGAGCCUACGUCUAAAAGGACAUAUGCUGUGCAAAGACUAUUUAUAUGCAAAGACUCUUCAUUCGUAAAGCCUCUUUGUUCCCACCUCUGGCUUUUUCUCUGUUCCAUGGAGAAACACGAGAAGGACAGUGUCUGAUGGCAUAAGUUAUUUACUGAGAUUUUGUGCCGUGAUUAUACAGAGAUCUCUGGGAGGUUCAAAAUCGAUGUAUGUUUAUAAUGUGACGAGAGAAAUCAAAUUCAGGGAAGUGACAGGGAUCUGAAAUCACGACUAUAAUAUGAAAAAAGCAGUUGUUAUAAUUUAUGUUUGAUCUGACCAUAGCAAUGUUUCUGUAAUGGAAAAAUCUAAGAAAUGUAAAUGUGCGUAAAACACAAAUGGAUACAAUUUUAUACAAUGUUCAAUAUCAUACUUAUCAAGCUGUCUUUUUUAAUUUACAUAAAUUAGCAUUUUUGCACAGAAAUGUCUUGAUUUGUCUCACUAUUUGUUUAUGAAAAUAAAUAUUUAACUUUACCUUUCAUGAUAGAAGAUUAACAGUAUUGAGGAUUCACACAUUAAAGAAAAUAUUACAGAUCAUGCUCACCUCUGACAUGGACUUAACUGUUGAAAAUAUCAAUAGAGGUGCAUGGGGAAAAAUAUUUUCAUUGUGAGUAUUUUUGUCCUUUUUUCUGGAAAAAAUAUCUAAACUUCCUUAAAACACAAUCAGUUCCUUGGGAAACAGAAUGACAUAAGAUAUUAAGUAUUGCUUUCAGGGAAAUCUAACAAAAUUUGGUGGGGUUUAAGCUUGCAGCAAGAAAAAAAUAUUUGCCAACAAGGUAAGAAAAAUAAACUUGUUUGCCCUUUGAAUCAAGUUUUUUUUUCUUACCCUAUUUCUCUUUUUAUGGGCAUAAACGUUAUAAAAUUGUGUUGGAUAUCCUUAACUUUAUUGUCUUUCUCUAUUUCUCUAUCUUUUUGUUUAAAGAACGCGUAGUUUUACUUGAUAACAAGACAAAAAUCCUCAGUAACAAUAUGAUUUAUUUCAGUGUUUUUAUUUCAGCAAUUUUUCUGUGGCACCUUGUGAAAGAUUCAAUAAGCUUCAAUAAUAAAACAAAAAACUGUCAAGCAUGUUUAAUCUGUUUCCAUU